Molecule: messenger RNA, 2657 nt
Organism: Nematostella vectensis (starlet sea anemone)
Lineage: Eukaryota; Metazoa; Cnidaria; Anthozoa; Actiniaria; Edwardsiidae
Product: hydroxyproline O-galactosyltransferase GALT5
Exons: 2
Coding region: 105-1166 (353 amino acids)
Biological process (GO): glycosaminoglycan biosynthetic process
Cellular component (GO): membrane
Molecular function (GO): UDP-galactosyltransferase activity
Source: RefSeq, a predicted model, not a curated record
AAAAAUCCAGACGUAUGCAGAUCUCACCGCAGAACUGAAAUCGUUUGUUUGUUAUAAACCCUCUACUGAAGCAAAUCUACCGUUUGCUAGGAAAAAAACCUCGAAUGCUUCGAAAAAGGGCUUUAACUUUGAUAGUUGCCCUAUUCGUGGUGGCCGGGUUAUACAUUUUUACGAGGGUUUCACCACGCAGAGCUAAAGAUUUUGUUUCAGCCAAGCAUGUUGCAAAGCGCUCUUUUGAUUUAAAAGGCACAGCGGAGUUUCCGAGGAAAGUGCGCUUGUUUGUGGCAGUGCUGACCCAUGCCAAGCGAAAGCCCCGGAGAGAUGCAAUUCGAGACUCUUGGUUUAAGGAGUGCAACAACCAGGCUAUCUGCCGAUUCUUCUCGGAUGAAGUGGGUCUUAGCAAUCAAUCGAGGCUGAAACUGGCGAAUGAAGGCUUAGAGAACAAAGACGUAGUCUUACUUCCUCCUACAGCACGUUUAGCGUUCACGGAGAGGCUCUUGCUAGUGUGGGAAUGGGUUUAUCAGCACAACAUUCAGUUCGACUACUUCCUUCGCAUAGACGACGAUCAUUUCCUGUGCCUGGGACGCCUACUUUACGAGCUGAAGCACCGACCCCUCAAGGGUCUAUACUGGGGCUUUCUUCACUGUCAUCCAAAGGUAGUGCGCAUCGAUGAGGCGUGGCUUCUACUCAGUGCGGACCUGGUUGAGGAGGUGCUUGCUCGCAGACGGGACAAGACGCUCGUAUGUACCCCAUAUGGGGACCAAGCGGUUGCCAUUUGGAUAAAUCAAAGUAAGAAGAACGUCACGUACUUCAUCGACAACAAAAGGAUUGUCCACAAGAGCGCGGGCAAAGACCCGAGUUUUUUCAAUAAGGAUAUCUGCGAGAAGUAUAUGAGUUUGCACGGAACGUACCCGAAGUCGAUGAGACAGUUCUGGCUAUUAUGGGAUAACCUACGAAGGCGUGAGAGUCACGUGCUCUCGUACCAGAUCCCUAAGAUCGAGGACUACUCUAAGCAUUGCGCGUUCUCUCCGGUGUUUGACUACACGGGUUUCAUUUCCGAGUACCAGUUUAAACCCAAGCUCUGUCACGAAAAUCCCACGUGGUCAGUAUCCGGUAACAUGCACGCUGGUCGCGAAGAUGACGGGGAAAGGUAUUCGAACUACUGAUAUACCGAUGACCAUGGUUCACAUGUAACCCGCCCAUGUCAUCAUCGUAUCAGAUCGAUCGAAUCCGUAUUCGAACGCGAUUUGAUCAGCUGUCAGUAGUUUUAACGAAAAGAGAAAUUAAUUCCUGUGACUCAGUGUUGAAUCCUGAAGACAAAUAAUAAUUUUUUAAAUCCCAAAACUAAAGCUCAACUUCUUUUUCCGAAAAUGAUUUUAAAAGGGCACGUGCGCUUGUGAACACGAGAUAGCGCGCAGAUUUUUUUUAUUGGAACGUGACCACUCUUAAAAGACUGUGCCUCUCUUAUUAUUGACUCAGUUUCGUUUGCCCGAAGCUUAAAGCUGUAACGAGACAGUUUUCAACAGAACUUUGCAGAAACGCGAAUGUUCUGUUACCAGCUGUAAACGCUGAGUUAGCGAACCUAGUAACUAUGUACGUUUACACAGACGAGCCGAAUUAGUCUGUGCAGCUGAUAACUUACAAAAUUCUUUACAAUUCAAGAAAAUUUGGGGCUUAAGGUAGGAGCAUAAACUACCGUGUAUUACUGACUGACAAAGUGACCGUGCCAUAAAUUUGUAGAUGCAAAAACGGACAAAAUUUAAAAACAAAUGUUUAUUGCCAUCAUUCAUAUUUUAUACAGUGUGGCGCUAUCUUUAUAAACUUAUAACAUUCUACAAAUAACGAGUAACACAUAAAAAAUGCCCAACCCCAUGCGUGACGUUUUAUAAAAAAAUGUAUCUUCAUUGAUACUAAAGCAGCGACUGCAAAUGACGACAGUUUUUGAAAAAAGGACGCAAGUCAAGCAAAGGGAUGUUUAAGGUCAAUAGGAAAACUAAUAGUUUCCGAAGGAACAAAAACCAUCAGUACAGUGAUGUAAUAUCUGAUCGAAACUUCAGCUUUAACAUACCCAAACACAACAGUUCAACGGUUCAAUGUGUUGUUGACACAUUCGCUUAUGUAAAAAGGCCUAAACAUGACUAAUACAUAACAUAACCAAACACAACAGUUCAACGGUUCAAUGUGUUGUUGACACAUUCGCUUAUGUAAAGGCCUAAACAGUACUAAUACAUAACCAAACAAUACAGUUCAAUGUAUUACCAACCCAGUUGAAUUAACAAACUUAUAGGGAAAAGUUUGGAUGAAAAUCAAACUCGAGUCAAUGGUACAUUGGCGCUUUAGAAACAUAAAAAACGCGAUUAAAAAAAAAGAGAAAAUUAAGAAUAUUUAGCUAUACAACGAUAUACUGUAUGGUGUUUGCUUUAAUUCACCGCGAGGUCGAGGACUACUCUGGCCAAUCCCCAUAAUAAGUGCUUCCGUUUUCGGCAACAUUAAUUUCUUCCUAGAUCUUGACAAUCCCAGUACAUUAUUCACGUAUAAACUAAUAUCCUCAAGUUAGUGUAGUCUAUGGUACUAAAGAUCAGAAGCAAGUGACGUGCGCCUUUUAAUGUCUAAGCUGCAUAAGAUUAAUUAAUUUAAAUAAAAAUAUUGACACUACC